AUGGCCCUCACAGCUCUUCGCAACCGCCUCCCGGCGCCUCGAUAUGACCAGCUUGCUCGACAGGCGAAACGCCAGGCAAGUGAAGCCACAACCGAAGCACAGGCAACCGCCCAAGAGCCAUCACCAAUCAAUGAGCUGGCAUCCAAGGCACCGGCCUGGUAUGCGUCUUCCUCCCGUCGAAAGCUAUACUUCCUUCUCUUCCCUGCCUGCGUCGUGUCGUACGCAACGUCCGGCUACGAUGGCAGCAUGAUGAACAGCCUACAGACCGUCUCGUACUGGGACGACUUCUUCGGCAACCCCCGCGGCUCGUCCCUCGGCCUCAUGAGUGCCAUCAUGGCGCUCGGCAGUGUCUGCUCAACUCCAAUCGCCCCCUGGGUUGCCGACAAGUACGGCCGCCGGUGGGGUAUCACCGUCGGCAGUAUCAUCAUGAUUGCAGGUGCCAUUCUGCAAUGCGAGAGCUCAUCGUACCCGAUGUUUGUGGGCAGCCGUUUUGUUCUUGGAUUCGGAUUGUCCUUUGCCACCACUGCUUCGCCUAGCAUGGUGUCUGAGUUGUCUCACCCCAAGGACAGAGUGACGAUAACAGCCAUUUGCAAUACAUGCUGGUAUCUCGGUAGUAUCGCGGCUGCGUGGAUCACGUACGGAACGAGAAACAUCCCCAACACCUGGUCUUGGCGUCUUCCGUCUCUUCUCCAGAUGGCUCCCAGUAUCGUUCAACUUAGCGCUAUCUGGUUUCUUCCCGAAUCCCCUCGGUGGCUCAUUGCCAACGGCAGAGGAGACGAAGCUUUGACGGCUUUGGCUAAAUACCACGGCGAUGGGGAGGAAUCCGAGUUAGUAAAGCUUGAAUAUGCCGAGAUUCAGGUGGCUAUCGAGUAUGAGAAGGCAUCGAGCAAUACGACAUGGAAAUCAAUGGUCAGCACCUCAGGCAACCGUUACCGAAUGUUUCUGGUUUUGUGUAUGGGCCUGUUUAGUCAGUGGUCUGGAAACGGCUUGAUCGCUUACUACCUUUCCCGUGUGAUGGACUCGAUCGGCAUCAAAGAUAAAAACACUCAGGCUCUCGUCAACGGCCUCAUCAAUAUUUGGAACUGGCUCAUCGCCCUCACCACCGCCUUCUUCGUCGAACGAAUCGGACGCCGGCCUUUAUUCCGUAUAUCUACCAUUGGCAUGCUUAUCAUGUUCACAGCUUGGACCAUUGCAUCGGAGCGCUUCGCAGUGACAAGGCUCAAGGCCGCUGGGACAGCUGUACUGGCCCUCAUCUUCGUGUACCAGUUCUUCUACUGCAUCGCAUUCUCCCCGCUUCCGGUUGCAUACUCUGUAGAGGUCCUGCCUUAUUCCAUUCGCGCCAAGGGCAUGGCAACAUAUGUCUUUUCUACGAAGAUAGCCGUAUUCGUCAACCAGUAUGUCAAUCCUGUCGGGCUCUCCAACAUUGGAUGGAAGUUCUACAUUGUCUAUGUGGCGGUUCUGGCUGUGGAGUCUGUCGUGGCUUAUGGAUGGUUCAUUGAGACAAAAGGAAAGGCUCUUGAAGAAAUUGCCGUAAUCUUUGAUGGGGAGGCUGGGGAGAUUCUUCAAAACACUAUCGGUGCAAAGUUGGGGGAUGAAGAGCCAACAUCAUUGCAGACAGAGGACCGCACAAAGACGGUUUCCAACUAG
Molecule: messenger RNA, 1647 nt
Organism: Clonostachys rhizophaga
Lineage: Eukaryota; Fungi; Ascomycota; Sordariomycetes; Hypocreales; Bionectriaceae
Source: the annotation of a GenBank genome assembly